GGAAAAUUCCGAGAGAGAGAUCGAAUUAAAUACAAUUUGUGUGUGUGUUCUUGUGCCCCAACUGUGAUCAAUCAUAUCAUCAUUGCCGAUUAAAGUACUUUUGCCCCUGAAAUCGCCUAAAAAUCGAAUGGAUAUCAAAGCCUCGACGCCGCCCGCCCUCGAAGUGGCUCCUCCCGGCCAGCCAGGAUCGCCAGGAGGCAGUGGUGGUCAAUCCAACUCCAACUCCUCCUUGGCAGCCACGACGCCCAACAAUCCAACCGCCGCCACAUUCCAGCACAUCUUCGAGCAGCUCGUCCAGCAGGGCGGCGGCAACCACAAGCUGCCGCCCAAGCAGCUGGAGCACCUGCGCCACCUGCUCGGCAAUGUGAGGGAUGCCAAGAACCUGCAGAUGAUCGUGGAGAAGUUCAAGAACCUCGAGCAGUUCCACGAGCACUACGCCGCCCACCUGGCCAACAACAACACUGUGAUUUCGGCCGAAGAUAGCAACGACUUGCUAAAGGAUAAUGCCAGGAAGUUCGGAUCGGGCGGACAGACGCUGACGCCGCGCCACACAAUCGAUGCCAUUCUGGGCCUGAAGAAUCGCAAUGUGAAUGGCACUGGGAAUGGGAAUGGUCGAAAUCCGGAAAUGGUCAGCGAUGGCGCCAUGGACCCCUCCCUGGGCGACGAGGACGCCACGGAUUUGCGCUGUGGCAUGACCCUGACGCAGCUGCGCAGCAUGGACAAUCACAUGGCGAGCAUGUUGCAGCAGCACGCAAAGAACGGUGGUCUGCCCUACGGCCCCCCAACUCCCCCGGGGGGCGGAGGUCAGCAGCAGCAGCAGAGCCCCCACAACCCCCCGAAUGCGACGCCCCUGCACCAUGGACAGCAGAUGGCUGUGGGCCAGCCGACUGGACAUCCCGCGCAUCCCGGCCACCACCCCUCGCAUCAUGGACAUGCGCCCUUUGGCUAUCACAAUGCCUUUGGAUUUGGCCAGGCGGCUCAUGGGUACCAUGGACAUCAGGAGGAGGCGACGGCGGCAGCGGCGGGUAAUUACCUCAACUCGAUGCACCAAAUGGUGGAGGCCAAUCAAUUGCAGCCAGGAGCCUCUGGAGCUCCCCAUCCUCCGCCCAGUUCCUUUGGCAGUCAUCAGCAGCAUCUGGCCGCCUUGGCUGCUCAGGCUGCGCAGGAUAAAUACGCCAAGUCAUCGCCCAGUGGAGCGGGUCCUCCUGCUCCUCCGCCUCCGCCUCCCUCGUCGACGGGUUCCUCCCCCUACUUCAUCGCAGAAUCUCAGACGGCGCCUGUUGCCCCGUCGCAAAUGGGCUACGACGAGCGUUCAAUGUCCUCGGCCAGCGAUCUGGAGGAGGACGACGAUGAUGCGGCAAAGUUGCCCCUCGAUGUGACCUCGCCGCCCACUCCGGCGCCUCGCAAUCCCCUGGCGACCGCGAUUAAACGCAAGUCCGCCGGCGUCUUCUGUGAUGAUAAUGAGCCGAAAUUAGCCAACGGUCAGUUGGGCGCCAAUUAUGGCAUUAGAGCGCGCAGCCUGGAGGAGGUGCAUCAUCAGCAGCAGCAACAGUCGCAUCACCAGCAGCAACAGCAACAGCAGAGCUUUCAGCAUGACUUUCGCAACAGCAGCAAUGGCAAUCCCAGUGGAAACAGUGGAAACUCCGGCGAUCAUGGCGAGCGGCUAAAUGCGGACAGCGAUAGUCUCGUGAACGGCAGUUGCGCCUCCAGCGAGGAUCUCAACCAGACCAACAGCAGCGAGCAGGGCGAGAAGAUCACUUCCGGCAGCGACGAUGAGGGCCAAGACGAUAACUGCGCCAAGAAGAAACACCGUCGCAAUAGAACCACCUUCACCACCUACCAACUGCACGAACUUGAGAGGGCCUUCGAGAAGUCGCACUAUCCCGAUGUCUAUUCCCGCGAGGAGCUGGCCAUGAAGGUGAACCUGCCGGAGGUCCGCGUCCAGGUGUGGUUCCAGAAUCGUCGCGCCAAGUGGCGUCGCCAGGAGAAGUCGGAGAGCCUUCGCCUGGGCCUGACCCACUUCACUCAGCUGCCCCAUCGCCUGGGAUGCGGUGCCUCCGGACUGCCGGUGGACCCGUGGCUGUCACCGCCACUGCUCAAUGCCCUGCCAGGCUUUCUGUCGCAUCCGCAGACGGUGUACCCCAGCUAUCUGACGCCUGCUGAGCCUGGCGCCUGGCAACCUGACCAUGAGCAGUCUGGCGGCCAUGGGCCAUCACCACGCCCACAACGGACCACCGCCCCGCACGUGGGCCACGGGGGGCAUGGUCAGCCGCAGCCACCGCCGCCGCCGGUGCCGCACGGAGUGCCCCACCCACACGGGGGCCACCAUGUGGUGCCCCUCUCCCACCUCUCGCCUCACCUGUCACGCAUGUCGCCGCAUGCGACGUCCUUGGGCUCCCCGCACCACCCGCACCACGGAGUGACCCCACUGCACAGCAACAGCAACCUGCCACCGAGUUCCACGGCCACCACGGCGGCCGUGGUCUCAUCUUCGCAGUCGUCCUCCUCCUCCGCCUCGCUGGAGUGCAGCGGUCCGGAUGUCUGCAUGUCGCCGCAGAACCUGAGCCUCGGCAAUGCCGACUCCGAUGGCCGGGAUCUGAGCAGCGACCUGGAUGCCGGCAGCACCAGCAGUAAUCCUGGAAGCAGCCUGGACAAGUGUGCCGCUAGCGCCAAUAUCGAACUGCUCGAUGUGGGACGUGACAGCCCACCUCCUCCUCCGGGGGGUGGAAAGAACAACUCCUCCGGCUCGCCACCGGCGGACAUGCGGAGCAACUCGAUCGCCACGCUGAGGAUCAAGGCCAAGGAGCACCUGGACAACCUGAACAAGGGCAUGGUCUCCAUUGUCUAGCAAGAGAUGGAGAAUCCUCCCAACUAAGUUCAGCUCCAAUCAAAAGCCAUUCCUUACCCAUAUCCCCAUAUCAUCUUCUAGGUGUGUCCUAAGUUUAGUGAAUUUCGUGUUGUAAGAACUAAUUUCAGAACGGUUAGAUGGUUAACUUAACAUGUGCAAAGUGUAUUUGUAAAAUUUCAAUUAAUUCCAUGAAAAACGGCUGAUGAAGAAGUCUAUUCCUAAUGCAUAUUAGCACAAAAUAAAUACGACAAGUUUUA
Molecule: messenger RNA, 3105 nt
Organism: Drosophila takahashii
Lineage: Eukaryota; Metazoa; Arthropoda; Insecta; Diptera; Drosophilidae
Gene: Rx
Product: Retinal Homeobox
Biological process (GO): regulation of transcription by RNA polymerase II
Molecular function (GO): DNA-binding transcription factor activity, RNA polymerase II-specific; RNA polymerase II transcription regulatory region sequence-specific DNA binding
Source: RefSeq, a predicted model, not a curated record